AUGGCGCUGGACUAUCAUCCCCCGUUCCUAGCGAUAGUCAAAACGCAGGCCUGGUCCCUGGAGGAACGGGUGACGAUUUUAGUUGCCUAUCAACAAGGUCACUUUAGAAUAACGAGAUUCACCAACAAUAACCAACAAGCCGACUUUCCAACCAACACUUGCACUUGGAGUGACGUUCUCACUUACCCAGGCAUUCGACCUCUGAAGACGUCACAGACUGCACGCGGAAGACUAACUUCAAAGCCCCAGGCGGAUGAGGUCAGUGGCUGGGGAACGAUCAGCGUCUAUCAUGGUCCCCUUCAUCAGAUCAUCGCUUUCAGAUCAUGCGACCCGGAACACUCCUUGCUCGCAGUAUGGGCGACGCUAUACUUCGAGUCCUCGCUGCUCUAUGUUGAAUCCCGUGGCUGCUUCUGGGCACGAUGUUCCAUUCAUCCGGAGUACCUACUCUACGCCAGGUUAAGUUUGUUCGAAAUGAACCAUCAUCCUCAAGCAUCCACGGGACUACCUCCUCGCAACUUUACAGCCCAGCCACACAGCCAGCGCACGAUUCCAACGGUGCUUUUAUUUUAA
Aspergillus calidoustus is the source of this 570-nucleotide messenger RNA. The record is from the annotation of a GenBank genome assembly. NCBI's taxonomy places the organism in Eukaryota, Fungi, Ascomycota, Eurotiomycetes, Eurotiales, Aspergillaceae.